Molecule: messenger RNA, 531 nt
Organism: Dracunculus medinensis (Guinea worm)
Lineage: Eukaryota; Metazoa; Nematoda; Chromadorea; Rhabditida; Dracunculidae
Source: the annotation of a GenBank genome assembly
AUGUCACCUAUUCGAUUUCUUCUUCUUAUUCUUCUUUCCAUUGAAAUUACAUUAACGAUUUCGAAUUUUGCAUACAAUGGAAUAACUAAUGCAAUAAUGCCGAAACGCCUUAACGCUAUUAGUAUUACUAUGAAGGGCAAUCAUAGCCAACCACUUAAUUAUCGUAAUCGUGCUGGCUCAUUUAACAGAAUAAAUAGGUUAAAAUUUCUUAAACGGUUCAAUCUAAAACUUCUUACGAAUACAUCAAAUAUUUUUUCACCGACUAAAGCACUAAGAAGAAUUAUAAUACAAAUGCGUAAAGCACGUUUUAACGCCGUUCCAACAAUUAAUUUAUCAAAAUCUGUACAACCAGACAAAAAUCAAUAUGAUAUGAAAUUUUGCGAAUCGAUUAAAAAAACAACUAAACAUUAUGGCUUACGUGAUUUUCCUAAGUUUGCACGAAAUAACUGUUCUAUUAUAAGAAUAUAUUUCCGAAAAGUUUCCUGUGAAGAUAUCGUUAAUAUUGCUGAUUUCUGUUUUAAUAAAAAAUAA